Molecule: messenger RNA, 1307 nt
Organism: Amaranthus tricolor (Joseph's coat)
Lineage: Eukaryota; Viridiplantae; Streptophyta; Magnoliopsida; Caryophyllales; Amaranthaceae
Product: UPF0235 protein At5g63440
Exons: 7
Coding region: 243-941 (232 amino acids)
Source: RefSeq, a predicted model, not a curated record
CAUACUUUUAUCCAUAAGUGUCCGAGGGGACUGUUAGACAGCUAGGUAAGGUGUUCCUCCGAGAAUCGAAUCCUGUAUAAAUUAAAAAUCAUGUAUGACUUUUUUUAAAGAGUGAUACUUUCUUUUUUAGGUCUACCUUAUAAUUGAACAUAUAAAGGGGGGGGAUAGAUUGGGAGGGAAGAUUAGUACUUACUAGUAGUGUGACUGUCUGAGUGAAGUGGGCGGAGCAAAGAAGUAGAGAGAUGCCGAAGAGGACGACGCACACAUACUCGAGCGAAGAUGCAGUUCCAGAUGGUCCUGAUUCCGAACUCUUUGUCUAUUACUGCAAGCAUUGUAGUUCUCACAUCCUAAUUACUGAUACCCAGUUGCAAAAGUUGCCAAAGAGGAAAACAGACAAGGCGUAUGUAAUUGACAAAACAAAACAUCUCGCAAGGCUUAACAUCAAUGAAGCAGGGAAGAUUUUGUUGAAGCGAGGAGAAGGGAAGCUGGAAAAACAGUACAGAAUGAAUUGUUUAGGCUGUGGCCUUUUUGUUUGCUACAGAUCAGAAGAAGAACUGGAACAUGCAUCUUUCAUAUACAUAAUUAAUGAUGCACUUAGCACUGUUGCUGCUGAAACAAACCCACAGGAUGCUCCUGUGCCACCAUGCAUAUCACAGUUAGAAGGUGGGCUUGUUCAAGUUGCAAUUGAAGUUGAAGACCGUGCACCACGCUCAGCAAUUACAAGGGUUAAUGCUGACGAUGUAAGAAUAGCGGUAGCUGCACCUGCUGCGCGCGGGGAAGCAAAUAAUGAGCUCUUGGAAUUCAUGGGAAAGGUUUUGGGGCUUAGGUUAAGCCAAAUGACUCUUCAAAGAGGAUGGAACAAUAAAUCAAAGCUCCUUGUGGUGGAAGAUCUCACCGCGAGACAAGUAUAUGAAAAGCUUCUAGAAGCUGUUCAGCCUUGAUGUGCCUCCUCAUCGAAGUUGUAACUACGUAUGCUAUUGGCAAUUGUACAAUAUUAAGACUAGAUAAAAACAAACACAGUGUUCUUAUUUUUCUCAUGUUAAAAUGCUAGUAUUCUACAAUUUGCUUCUUGGAGUAGGAUACUCUUCAUUUUUUCACCAUAUCUUGGACAUGAGAAAAGAGAAAGGUAGGAUGGACCACCGAGGUGAAUGGUGAUGAGUGAUAUUACAUAAGUAUUUUCGUUUUCUAUAGAUACGUCUUUAACUCCGUUAUUUGAGUUUAGCGUAUUCCUCGCAAUUGUUACUGCUUAUCAACCACUUGUAACAAAAUCAUUUCCUCUAACGAAAACCUAGUAAGGUUGAACAUAA